AUUGGGUGCACAUGGUGAGAAAGUCUGCUUAUAGUUGAAGCCAAAACAGACAAACAGAGACACACACAAAACACAAACAAGAGGAGAGUUGUGGGGAGAGAUGAGAAUGAGGGGUUUGGAGAUAAUAGCAAUCCUUGGAAUAGAGUGGUUGGAGGUUGGGUUGAACACAAUAAGCAAAGCAGCCAUGAGGAGAGGGAUGAACAACUUCAUCUUCAAUGCCUAUUCAACAAUCCUUGGUGUUCUCUUCCUUCUUCCUUUAACCUUCUUCUUUCACAGGAUGACAUCUCCUCCACCCCAGCUCACUUUAUCCAUAUUCUGUAAAAUCUGUCUUCUUGGAGCUAUCGGAUACUGUGUACAAAUGUUUAUGUUUAUUGGGAUUGGGUAUAGCUCCCCAACUACGGCCUCAGCAAUGUCCAAUCUCACCCCAGCUUAUACCUUCAUACUUGCUCUGAUCUUCAGGCAUAUAGUAUUCGACGAGUUCUACACAAUGACGGCUCAGAUUAUCAAAACGGACCCGUGGAUGGAAAAACUAGACAUGAAAUCCAAGAGCAGUGUGGCUAAGUGUAUUGGCACCAUAAUAUCAAUCUUGGGGGCAUUCACUGUGACUUACUACAAAGGCCCACCAAUCAUUUUCAAUUCAACAAGUUCUGCUAGCUCAUCGCAUGAGGUUCUUCAAUCAGAUUGGGUGAUAGGAGGUUUUCUCCUUGCUGCUAGUACUUUCUUGGUUUCAGUAUUGUUCAUUGUCCAGGCUUGGAUUAUCAGAGAUUACCCUGCAGAGUUGAUGGUAACACUAAUUAGUAGUGCAUUUUUGAGUAUCUUAUCGACCACAAUUGCUCUAAAUAUAGUGAAAGAUCCAAAUGUUUGGAAAGUGAAGCCAGAUAUUGAGUUGGUAACCAUUGUGUACUCGGGAAUUUUUAUGGUGUCAUUUCGUAACACUGUUCAAACAUGGGUUGUGAGGAAGAAGGGGCCUGUAUUUGUGACCAUGUUUAAGCCACUUGGGAUGCUCAUUGCUCUUGCCAUGGGGAUUUCUUUUCUUGGAGAUACUCUCUAUUUUGGAAGUGUGAGUGGAGGGGUCAUAAUAGCUCUUGGUGUCUAUUCAGUACUGUGGGGAAAGGUUGAAGAAGAGAAGGCUGUGGAGAACACAAAUGGAGAACACACUAGCUUUACUUCAACCUCUGAUAAUAAAUUGCCUCUUUUACAAAAGAAAAGUAUGGAAACAUAGCAACUUUGUGCAAGAAGAUGGAUUAUAGAAAGCCAUAUCAAACUCAUUUUAAUGAGUUGCUUCCGUGUGGACCAACUACCAUAUAUAUAAAUCCAUGUUUAAUAUUGCACUAAUCAAACUCAAUUUUUUUAA
Molecule: messenger RNA, 1354 nt
Organism: Camellia sinensis
Lineage: Eukaryota; Viridiplantae; Streptophyta; Magnoliopsida; Ericales; Theaceae
Source: RefSeq, a predicted model, not a curated record